AUGACCUUCCAGCACCCCCAAGAACAGCAACAAUACCACGGAACUCCCCUGGGCCAAUUGAGAUUGGCUCCGGACGCAACCCCUCCUAAUCCAGAUCAAAAUCAGCUUUCCCAACAAUCAUACUCACAAACUCCAUCUCACCGAGAACCAAGCCGUUCGCCAUGCUCAACCCCUGAAAGAAGCAGAUCUUGUUCGCUGUCUGCUGGUCAAGACCCCAAGAAAGAGUUAUGGAAGGACAGUGACCAAACGCUUGAUGCCUUCACCUCUGCAACCAGAGAAACCGCAGAAGAAGCCCAGAAGAAACUGGGUCGUAUGGCUGUCAGUGAUACGAAAGAGAUUCACGAAAUCUCUGAACUUGAACGCCUCAGUGUCGGGCCGCUGCAGGCGACAUCUGCGGCACCAUCAAUCGCUGCAGCACCAUUCACCACUUCGUAUUGUUGCGAUCUCGAACAGUCGCAUAGUCACGACGCCUCGGGCAAACCACGGCCCGGAUCCUCCUCUUCACCAUCAUCCAGCUCCAGGACCCCGACAUUGCACCAGGUGCCCAGUGGUUUAAUCACGGCCAGUCGGGUAUCCACUGAUGCGUACGGGAAUACGUAUCCAGAGGGCGGCAGGGAGGCGUGGUUGUGCGUGUUUGGCUCUUUUUGCGGGUUGAUGAGCGCUCUUGGGAUGAUGAAUACGCUGGGAACAUACCAGGCAUACCUUUCCACACAUCAACUUCGAAGCAAGAGUGAGAGCACCAUUGGCUGGAUUUUCGGCAUCUACGCCUUUCUGUCCUUCGUCCUGGGCGUACAGAUCGGGCCGUUGUUUGAUGCCAAAGGGCCCCGUUGGUUGGUGCUUGCUGGGUCUGUUUUUAUGCUCGCUUCGCACCUCCUCAUGGGGGUGUGCACCGAGUACUGGCACUUCCUGAUCGUAAUCGGCAUCGUAGGUGGGCUCGGGACCUCUUUGGUUUUCACGCCUGCCAUUGCCGCGAUUGGUCACUUCUUUCUGAGAAAAAGAGGCCAGACUACAGGCCUUGCGGCAGCUGGGGGUUCUAUGGGCGGGAUCCUCUUUCCACUGACUCUCCAGGCACUGUUCCCCAAGAUCGGCUGGGCGUGGUCGACUCGAGUCUGCGCACUGAUUAAUCUGGUUCUGUUGAUGUUUGCGAACCUCUUCAUCAGAUCGCGCCUACCGCCACGGAAGGCCACCAAAGAAAACAUUCUCCCGGACUUCCGGAUUUUCAGCGAUUCGGUCUUCGCGCUGACCACAGCGGGCGUCUUCUUCGUCGAAUGGGGCCUUUUCGUCCCAUUGACCUACCUUAGCAGCUAUGCCUUGAGCCACGGCGUCUCAUCCUCCUUUUCGUACCAGAUCAUUGCAAUAUUGAAUGUCGGCUCAUGCUUUGGUCGAUAUUUUCCGGGAUUUAUCGCCGAUAAGGUCGGGCGGUUCAAUGCCAUGGUCGUGACCAUCUCUUUGUGCCUGGUCUCUACGUUGGCGUUCUGGCUCCCAGCCAACGGAUCCAUUGCGUUGAUCAUCGUCUACGCGUUGACCUUUGGGUUCGCCUCCGGUUCAGGCAUCUCGCUGACUCCCGUAUGCGUGGGCCAGUUGUGCAGAGUCGAGAAUUAUGGACGCUAUUAUGCGACUUGCUAUACUCUUGUGUCGUUUGGAUCCUUGACGGGCAUUCCGAUUGCGGGACAGUUGGUGACAGCGUGCCAGGGCGAAUAUUGGGGACUGAUUGCGUUUACUAGUUGUAGUUAUGCUGCGUCGUUGACCAUGUUGACGGCGGCAAGGGUGGCUGGUGCGGGAUGGAGUUUGAAGGUUGUAUACUGA
This is a messenger RNA of Cladophialophora psammophila CBS 110553, 1806 nucleotides long. RefSeq lists its product as uncharacterized. Gene Ontology annotation, cellular component: fungal-type vacuole membrane. The coding region runs from base 1 to 1806 and encodes 601 amino acids. The transcript has a single exon. Lineage: Eukaryota; Fungi; Ascomycota; Eurotiomycetes; Chaetothyriales; Herpotrichiellaceae. The record is from RefSeq and is a predicted model, not a curated record. Gene Ontology annotation, molecular function: transmembrane transporter activity. Gene Ontology annotation, biological process: transmembrane transport.